AUGAAGGCCAUCGUGGAAACGAUGAUUGAGGAAAAAGGACUGAAGAGUCAACUAAACUUAAGUGCCGUGAUUAAAUGGAUGCCAGCCGAUGUAGCCGCAAGAUUAGACUAUGAGAUUCCAGAAGAUGUUUUUAUUGACAAAUUGAGCUUGGAUCACAUAGACUUUAUUUAUUCGCUAUGGAAAUUUAACGACAUUUACCCCAAGUCCGACCUUUGGGAUACAGUAAGGCUCAACAUUGGUUUAGGUGUAUUCAACCGGCAUAAUAGAGAGCUAUUGGCGUGGGCCAUGUGUGGCAGUUACCGAGGUCUUGGUACUUUGGAGGUUCAUCCAGAUUACAGAGGACGUGGAUUUGGUAAGCUGAUUGUGUUGGCAAUAACAAAGGUAAUGGGCGAAAAUGGUAUCUCCCCACAUGCAAUUAUCUUUGAAGAGAACAAAGUCUCAUUGGGCUUGUUUGAGAACGUUGGCUACACUCGACCAAAUGUACCGGUGGGUUUAAUACUAAUGUAG
Macrosiphum euphorbiae (potato aphid) is the source of this 507-nucleotide messenger RNA. The record is from the annotation of a GenBank genome assembly. NCBI's taxonomy places the organism in Eukaryota, Metazoa, Arthropoda, Insecta, Hemiptera, Aphididae.